UUCGGAAAUCUUGUCUUGUCAUGCUUAUCAUAUAUGCCUAUCUCUGUGGUCGGUGGGAAGUCGGUCUCUUUCUAGCUGGCUCUCUUCUCGCUGACACCACGCAUCCAAGGAGGCCGAGAAAAUAUCUCCGCUGGCGGAGAUAUCAUUUCGGAGUCUUCCAGAUUAUGUUCCUACUCAUCGCCCUCUUUUUGAUGUCUGCACCGCCACUGUGCGUUCAGUAUACACCUGGUUAUCGUCUCCUGACCCGCUUAAUCCCGUCUUUCGACCCGCAAACCUUUCGAUUCUACCCUGCAAUCGUUUCCGUAACCCUUGUCAGUCUGCCUGUUCAGUAUCUCGGUCGUGUCAGUUAAAGCGUGUACAUUAUCCACGGACCUUUAUUCCACCUGCUGGGCUACCGCCUAUUCGUUUUCGUCUGGAACAUCACUGGAAGAGACACGCCAUGGAGAUUUGCUUUUGGCUCUUUUGUCGUUUCGUGGACGAGCAGAGUAUUCGUUUUGCGAAAUGGUUGGAGAAGUUUGUGGGAGUCCGGCAAGCCUGUAUAUAAUCUAUAUUCAUGAUCAGUCAUUGGCAAGU
Messenger RNA from Penicilliopsis zonata CBS 506.65, 573 nucleotides. RefSeq lists its product as hypothetical. The coding region runs from base 165 to 350 and encodes 61 amino acids. NCBI's taxonomy places the organism in Eukaryota, Fungi, Ascomycota, Eurotiomycetes, Eurotiales, Aspergillaceae. The transcript has 3 exons. The record is from RefSeq and is a predicted model, not a curated record.